This is a messenger RNA of Rhineura floridana, 5002 nucleotides long. RefSeq names its product R3H domain containing 2 (gene R3HDM2). Gene Ontology annotation, molecular function: nucleic acid binding. The transcript has 28 exons. The record is from RefSeq and is a predicted model, not a curated record. Bases 1287 to 4499 code for a protein of 1070 amino acids. Lineage: Eukaryota; Metazoa; Chordata; Lepidosauria; Squamata; Rhineuridae.
ACAGGGCUACGGCGACGCGUACAGGGGGAGUGACGCAAGACGCGCGCGCAGGCAGGGGGAGGGCCCAGCAGCUUCUUUCCCUUUUUUUCUGUUUCUUUUUUUUUCUUUUCUUCCUUCCCCCCCCUUUUCUCCUCCUCUCUAUUUUUAUUUUGGAGGGGGGGUGUUGCUGUUUUCCCCCUUCCCCAUUUACCUUCUUUUCUUUUACCUUCCUCCCUCUCUCCCCACACGGCGACCUGCUCCUCACGAGUCUCCUUGGCCACUUCCAUCAUCAUUCCAGGCCCCAGCCAGCCAGCCUGCCUCUCUCCUCCGUCCCUCCCCACCCCCGGAGCCAGCACCGCCACUUGCUGCUACUGCCGCCUCCUCGUCUCUCUCUUCUGUGGCAGCAGCGUCUUUCGGCCCAGAGUCUCUUUAGACCCCCCCCCCGGCCCCUUAGGAGCUGCAGGCCAUUUCAAGCCUCGGUUCCUUUCCAUCCCACGCUCCCUGUGCUUAACCCCACCCCAAGCACGGCCCUCUCCCCUUGCCCCCUAACCCUCCUUCCGCCCCCUCCGUCUUCUCCUUCCCCUGCACUUGUUGCUCCAAAGAACCUCCCUCCUCUUCCUUUUCUCUCCCCCCACCCUUUUUUCCUUUCUCUUUGCCGCCUCUACCUACACUCCGUCUCUCGCGUCAAGGAAGAGGGGGGCACAGCUGGUCCCUUUGCUCGGCACAGCCUCACCUCCCUGCCCUGAAGAGGAAGGCGGCGGCACCAGCAGCGCCAGGACACGCCAGUGAGGGAAGGGGGAGGGAGACACGAGUUACCCCCUCUCCUCCCCCUCCCUCUCGCCAAGGGGCAUCAGGAGUGGCAUUUUAUCCUCACGCCAAACCUGUGAAGCUAAGGGAGAUGGUUGAACCUUGCUAUCCCACCUCUGAGGUCAACAUGCAAGCCACUGCAUCACCCUGACUGUCUAGUGAGAGAGGGGAAGAAGAUAGGUGCUGACCUUUCAUUGUAAGAGCCUAAUUCAAACAACUUGGAGGAAAUAAUUUCUCUUAGAUCAUAGCACAGGAGGAGUGUGUAUGUCAGUACAUAUGUCAGGAUAAGAAGUUGCUGAAAGAAAAAUAUCUUUUGCGGCUGAAGAAUCAUUGCGGUCUGAGUUCAUCCUCCUCUUUGAACACGGAACUGACUGCUCAAAACGCUUGAGGAAAGAACCCAAGGCAGCAUACAUGUGAAUCUUCAUAUAUGUCAGAUAAUCCCUGCCUGUAGAAAGCUAGCACAGUAGGGUGCCCAUCACUAACCCUAUACUGUGCUGAAGAUGUCUAACAGCAACACAACACAGGAAACACUGGAGAUAAUGAAAGAGUCAGAAAAGAAGGUGGUUGAAGAAUCUGUGAACAAAAACAAAUUUGUAUCCAGGUCACCAAGCAAAGAGGACGUUGAGAAGGAUGGGGAGGAGAACAGCACACGGCAAGAAUCUCAGAGACGGACAGCCAAUCAUGGGCAUGCUAGGAAAAGAGCCAAGUCGAAUUCAAAGCUGAGGCUAGUCAGGAGCCUGGCUGUAUGUGAAGAAUCCUGCAGCCCCUUUGUGGAUGUGACAUUAGAUACCCAGGAUAUCAUACAGUUGCACAUCAGUUGCCCUUCUGACAAGGAAGAUGACAAGUCUGCUAAAGAUGGUCCUGAAAAAGAAGAAAAAGAGAAAAAUAAAGAGAAGACCCCCAAGAAAAUGCUAUCUAGAGAUUCCAGCCAGGAAUACACAGACUCCACUGGAAUCGAUUUGCAUGAAUUUUUAGUGAAUACACUGAAGAAAAACCCAAGGGAUAGGAUGAUGCUGCUAAAAUUAGAACAGGAGAUUCUAGAAUUUAUUAACGAUAACAACAAUCAAUUCAAGAAGUUUCCCCAAAUGACCUCAUACCACAGAAUGCUUUUACACCGGGUUGCUGCCUAUUUUGGCAUGGACCACAACGUAGACCAAACUGGGAAAGCCGUCAUCAUCAACAAGACCAAUAACACAAGAAUCCCUGAACAGAGGUUCUCCGAGCACAUCAAAGAUGAGAAGAGCUCUGAGUUUCCACAGAGGUUUAUCCUCAAGCGAGAUGAUGCCAGCAUUGAUCGAGAUGAUAAUCAGAUCAGAAUCCCAUUGCAGGAUGGGCGGAGGAGCAAAUCCAUAGAAGAGCGAGAGGAGGAGUAUCAAAGGGUUAGGGAACGCAUAUUUGCACGAGAGUCGGGCCAGAAUGGAUUCCUGAAUGACAGCAGACUCUCCAAAGAAGGCUUUUCUUCUAGCUCUCACAAAAGGCGACAGAUCUUUAGGGGUAACCGGGAUGGACUCAGUCGCGCCUCGGGCAGCCGCCAGAGCAGCACCGAGAGUGAUAUGAAGUCACUUGAGCCCCGGCCAUGGAGCAGCACAGACUCAGAUGGCUCUGCCCGCAAUCUACGGCCUCCUGUCACCAAAGCCAGCAGUUUUAGUGGCAUUUCCAUCUUGACGCGAGGAGACAGCAUCGGCGGCAUUGGCAAAGGAAGUGGCACCAGCAGGACUGUCAGGCCAGGUCUGUCCCUAAGUACCCCAGAAGCCUGCUGCCAAGUCUCCUCUGUUCAGUCUGGCCGAGGCCUUUUGCCAUGUGCUGCUCAACAACAGCAGCAGCAGCAUCAACCACUUCCACCCACACCCCAGCAACAGCCGGCAAUGAGUAAUCACAUCAUAUCACAGCCGGUCCCAGCUCUUCAGCCCUCUCCACAGCCUGUUCAGUACUCUCCAAGCUCCUGCCCCCAAGUCCUCCUGCCAGUCUCUCAACCCCAGCAGUACAACAUGGCCGAUGAGCUGAGCAACCACUUUGGACAGAUCAGCCUCAGCCGCCAGGGUUCCACAGAAGCACCAGAUCCAUCCUCAGCCAUGUUCCAGCCGCCAAUCAUGUCCCAACAUCCUCAGCAAACAGGAUUCAUCAUGGCUUCCCCUGGGCAGCCAAUCACUGCCUCCAACUACUCUGCCUCAGGGCACACGGCAUCAGCCCAGCAGGUCCUGCAGCCCCAGAGCUAUAUGCAGCCUCCCCAGCAAGUAAGCAACAGAAUUCAGGUUUCUUACUACCCGCCUGGGCAGUACCCAAACUCUAGCCAGCAAUACCGACCUCUCUCUCACCCGGUGGCCUACAGCCCACAGCGCAGCCAACAGCUGCCUCAGCAGUCACAGCAACCUGGUUUACAGCCAAUCAUGUCCAACCAGCAACAGACAUACCAAGGUAUGAUAGGAGUGCAACAAUCACAAGGCCAGAGCCUCCUCGGCAACCAGCGUGGCAACAUGGGUGGCCAGAUGCAAAGCAUGAUGGCUGUGCAGCAGUCUCAGAGCCAAAACCUCCUCAACAGCCAGCGAGGAAAUAUGGGCAAUCAGAUGCAAGGCCUGAUGACUCAGUACACUUCACUGCCUUCAUAUCAAGUCCCAGUGGCUAAUGAGUCUCAGAGCGUGGUCCAACAGCCUUUUCAGCAGCCUGUGCUGGUACCAGCAAAUCAAUCUGUUCAAGGAGGACUGCAAGCUGGAGGGAUGCCAGUUUAUUACAGUGUUAUCCCGCCAGCCCAGCAGAAUGGCACCAGCCCUUCGGUUGGCUUCCUGCAGCCUCCUGGGGCAGAGCAGUACCAGAUGCCUCAGUCCCCUUCGCCCUGCAGCCCACCACAGAUGCAGCAGCAGUAUUCAGGGGUGUCUCCAACAGGCCCUGGUGUUGUGGUGAUGCAGCUCAGUGUGCCCAAUGGCCCCCAGCCUCCCCAGAACCCUUCAAUGGUGCAAUGGAACCACUGCAAGUACUACAGUUUGGACCAGCGAGGGCAGAAGCCUGGAGACAUCUACAGCCCAGACGCCAGUGCUCAGGCCAACAGCACCCAGCUGAACAGCCCCAUCACAUCCCCCACACAGUCCCCUACGCCUUCCCCUGUCACUAGCCUCAACAGCGUCUGCACCGGACUGAGUCCCCUCCCAGUGCUCACACAGUUCCCCCGGCCUGUGGGCCCAGCACAAGGUGAUGGCCGCUAUUCCUUGCUGGGCCAGCCACUGCAGUAUAAUCUCUCCAUUUGCCCCCCACCUCUGUUGCACAACCAGUCCAGCUAUACAGCACACCAGGGACAAACGGGGAUGAAACAUGGCAACCGAAGCAAGAAACAGGCUCUCAAGUCGGCAUCUACAGACCUCGGAACAAGUGAUGUAGCGGUGUUGGGCCGCGUACUGGAAGUCACUGACCUACCUGAGGGCAUCACCCGUACAGAAGCCGACAAGCUCUUCACCCAACUCGCCAUGUCUGGUGCCAAAAUCCAGUGGCUCAAAGAGACUCAGGGGCGUCCGGGAGGCGGCGGCGACAACAACCAUGGGACUGCAGAGAACGGCAGGCAUUCUGACCUUGCUGCCUUAUACACCAUUGUGGCCGUCUUCCCCAGCUCCCUGGCAGCCCAGAAUGCCUCCCUGCGUCUCAACAACUCGCUUAGCUGCUUCAAGUUGCGUAUGGCCAAAAAGAACUAUGACCUGCGUGUGCUGGAGCGUGCCAGCUCCCAAUAGGGGCAGGCGGAGGGGUGGCGGGGGGGGCAACAAGCACACUGGACUGGCCUCUCGGGCCCCCUUUCAGCCCCUUGACUGCCCCCCCAUCUGCCCUCCCCCACCCCACUCCUCCUUUAUUUCCACAUGCACCUCCCCUUCUUUUUUUAAUUUUCGGUGGGGGAGGGGGAAUCUUUCUGGAGAUAUUUAUAUGGACAGAAUGAAGAGAGAGACAUUGAUUUUUAUUUUAUUUUUUGCUUUCUUUUUGGGUUUCUGUUUUUUAUUUUUAUUAUUUUUUUGCGUGAAAGAACAUGUCCCACCCCUCGACCCCUCUCCGGAACACGUGUAUAUUGUUUUCGUUCAGCGUUGUGCCGCGGUACAGAGCCGUAUUUAAUUGCACAUACAAAUGUUGGCUGGGUAUGUUCACUGUACAUUUUAUUUAAUCUGGGUUUAUUAUUAUUAUUAUUAUUAUUAUUUGGUUUUUAAAUACAAAAAAAAGUCUGUCACUUUAAAGCUGCUUCAUCCCU